Messenger RNA from Paracoccidioides brasiliensis Pb18, 1302 nucleotides. RefSeq lists its product as uncharacterized. The record is from RefSeq and is a predicted model, not a curated record. The transcript is spliced from 2 exons. Bases 1 to 1302 code for a protein of 433 amino acids.
AUGGAACGCAUCGAACGAACGCAUCGAGAGCUCGCGGUGAGGACUGAUAGUUCCACCACAUGGGCGUCUAGUGAUAGGUCUGAUCACUCACACAACACUUCCCAAACUGCUUACAGUCAACGACCAAUGUUGAUCACGCUUGAGGAACAUAGCCCUCAUGCUAGAGUGGAGGAGAGAGAGUCAACAGACACAUGCGCCUCGACAAUAAUAUCAGAACAAGAAGAUGAUGAAAAUGGCAUAUAUGACAAACCGCCAAUUGAAGUUGUUGACGACAGAUAUGAGAAUUUUCCGGCAGAGGCUAUCCCGUCAACUGCAUCAAGCUUCGCAGAGCUGUUCCCAUCGACAAGGCGACUGCUUAUACAACAUGAUGAUACCACAAUUGAUGGAAACUUGAAUUUGCGUGUUGGCACCAUUCCACCGCUGCCAGAGGGAGGCCAGUGCGAAAUCAUACUCUUCCACCUUCGCAUGUACGAUUUACAUGCCAGGAAAUUCUCACUUCGGCGGUACUGCAGAGAGUCUGGGAGAGAGGUCUGCCAUUCAACCAGGAAGUACCAUCAACCCUCGACCGACCUCUCUGCUUUCCAGCGCCCCUUGAGUAAUGCUUUCUCCACUCUACGGUCCAGGUCUGAUUCGAUCAACCCCACCAGCGGUCUGUGGAAACAAGACUCGAAAUGCAAGUCAAUAACGGAAAAUAAUGACAAGGCUGAUGAACGGAGAGGUUCGACGUCAUCUCUUCCUAGACCCAGAAGCCCUGAGCCGACAAACACUAUCCAACUCGAGUUCUCCAAUUAUGCGCACGUUGAUGUUAAACGAAGAGGUACAAAAGGCCCCAAGCAUUAUGACUUUGAAUAUUGGAGCACGAGAUAUCAAUGGCGAAGAACCAGCCGAAAGGACGGAAAUUCCAAGGAAAUCUCGUAUGAUCUCUAUCAUUCAUCCAAGUCAAAACCCGUGGCCCACAUUAUCCCAGAUGCUCUAACCCCCCUUGAAGCUCUGGAAGAAAAGAACAAAGGCGGCUGGAUCCCGCCCUGCUCUUUGUGGAUCAGCGAUACUUCAGUGUAUGAAAGCAUGCAAGAUGUUGCUGAUGUCAUCGUUGCCACUGGUCUGAUGGCUCUAGUAGAUGACAGUAUUAAACGUCGAUGGCAGAACAAAAGAACAUCUUCUUCACACAAUCCCAUGACCACGUCUCUCAUGAAGAGCAUGGACUCAGUGGCCUCGAAUAAAAUUAUAGAGAAGGUGUUUCAUCGCCGUAGCUCGACAGGGUCUCAACACACCUCACUCCGGCAGAGGUUCACGCAUGCUUAG